AUGAGCCAUGGCACGAAGCCUCCAGUGAUGAUCCAUGGCACGAAGCCUCCAAUGACGGCCUCCAGCGACAGUUCCCAGGCCGGAGCCUCCAGUGACGGCCUCAAGUCCGGAGCCUCCAGCGACGGUCCCCCGUCCGGAGCCUCCAGCGACGGUCUGCAGUCCGGAGCCUCCAACGACGGCCUCCAGUCCGGAGCCUCCAGCGACGGCAUCCAGUCCGGAACGUCCAGCGAUAGUCUGCAGUCCGGGGUCCGCAACGAGGGUUCCCAGUCCGGGGCCCGCAACGAGGGUUCCCAGUCCGGGGCCCGCAACGAGGGUUCCCAGUCCGGGGCCCACAACGAGGGUUCCCAGUCUGGGACCCGCAACGAGGGUUCCCAGUCCGGGGCCCACAACAAGGGUCCCAAGUCUGGGGCCCGCAACGAGGGUUCCCAGUCCUGGGCCCGCAACAAAGGUCCCCAGUCCAGGGUCGGAGACGAGGGUCCCCGCACCAGAGGCGCCACCAAAGUGGGAUGA
Oncorhynchus nerka (sockeye salmon) is the source of this 510-nucleotide messenger RNA. Its product is annotated as probable GH family 25 lysozyme 3. The record is from RefSeq and is a predicted model, not a curated record. The coding region runs from base 1 to 510 and encodes 169 amino acids. The transcript has a single exon. Lineage: Eukaryota; Metazoa; Chordata; Actinopteri; Salmoniformes; Salmonidae.